Messenger RNA from Polypterus senegalus (gray bichir), 1624 nucleotides. Its product is annotated as gastrula zinc finger protein XlCGF57.1-like. The transcript has a single exon. Gene Ontology annotation, molecular function: DNA-binding transcription factor activity; RNA polymerase II cis-regulatory region sequence-specific DNA binding. Gene Ontology annotation, biological process: regulation of transcription by RNA polymerase II. The annotation marks the transcript as partial. The record is from RefSeq and is a predicted model, not a curated record. Lineage: Eukaryota; Metazoa; Chordata; Cladistia; Polypteriformes; Polypteridae.
AUUUACAGGAAGAAAUCGGCUCCUCCACAUCUUCAUUUACUCAGACCGCUCUUCAGUGGGAACUGCAGCAGAAACAGGACAAAGAGGAGAUGAUGAACACAACAGGAUCAGAACAUUUGACAUCAGACUUUUUCCAGUGUAGUUCUGCUGUUGCUCAGCUAACAGAAGCAGAAGAGAUCAACAAUGAACACCAGCAACCGCAUACACACACCCAAAUUCACACUGGAGAGAAACUUCAUUGUUGUUUGGAAUGUGGGAAACGAUUCUCACACAAAAGUAGUCUUCAAAAACAUAUGACCAUCCACACGGGUGAAAAAGCUCAUUGUUGUUCUGACUGUGGUAAACGAUUCUCACAGCUAAGUAGUCUUCAAAGACACAAAAGAAUCCACACUGGAGAAAAACCCUUUUGCUGUCCAGAAUGUGGCAAACAGUUUUAUGACAAGAGCAGCUGUUUGAAGCACACGCGAAUUCAUACUGGAGAGAAGCCAUAUUGUUGUUCUCAAUGUGGAAAGAGGUUUUCCCACAGCAGCAGUUUGAGGGUACAUACACAAAGUCAUACUGGAGAGAAGCCAUAUGUCUGUUCUGAAUGUGGCAAAGGCUAUUCCAGCAAGAACAAUCUUUACAAACACGCCAAAAUUCACACUGGAGAAAAGCCAUAUUGCUGUUCUGAAUGUGGGAAACGAUUCUUACACAUAGGCCAUCUUCAAUGCCACAUGAGAAUUCAUACUGGAGAGAAACCUUAUUGUUGUCCUGAUUGUGGCAAAAGAUUUUCGAACAGAAGCAAUUUCCGGGGGCACAGACAACUUCACGCUCCGGAGAAGCCAUAUUGCUGCUCUCAAUGUGGCAAGAGAUUCUUCCGCAGUAGCAGUUUGCAGAAGCACACACCAGUUCAUACAGGCGAGAAGCCGUAUGUCUGUUCGGAAUGUGGGAAACGCUUUUCCAGGAAGAGCAAUCUUUUGAAGCAUGUGAAAAUCCACACCGGAGAAAAACUUUAUCGCUGCUCUGAAUGUGGGAAACGAUUCUUAGAAAUCGGCCACCUGCAAUGCCACAUUCGAUCUCAUACAGGAGAGAAACCUUUUUGUUGUCGAGAAUGUGGAAAGCGAUUCUCGCACUGCAGCAGCCUGCAAUCUCACUUCAGAAUUCACACCGGAGAGAAGCCGCACAGCUGCUUGGAGUGCGGCAAGCAGUUCUCCCGCAUUAGUUCUCUUCACGUCCAUCGGCGGAUUCAUACUGGAGAGAAGCCUUAUUCUUGUGCUCAAUGUGGUCGCCGAUUCUCCCACAGCAGUUCUCUUGAUAGCCAUCAAAGAAUUCAUACUGGAGAGAAACCCUAUUGUUGUACUUUAUGUGGUCAGCGAUUCUCACACAGCAGUUCUCUUAAAAGCCAUCAAAGAUUUCAUACUGGAGAAAAACCUCUCAGCUGUUCUGAGCAGUGAACCACAUCUCAAAAAUGGAAAACGGCAGAAGUCAUGUCUGGAAAUGGCAACACACCCAUUUAUGGAGUUAGCUCGGAAAUAGGUUUGCGCAUUCACAGAGAGUACAUGAUGUCACCGAUUACAGGAUACAGUGGAACCUUGAGUCAUGACCGUAAUUCGUUCCAAAACUCUGGUCGCAACCCAAAGUAAUU